CUGCGGGUGUUGAGCCGUCAGUACCCGGGUCUGAGGCUUCCUCGUCGCCUAGCGACAGCAGAGCGCGCACCCACGUCGUCGGAAGCCUUUGUCCUCUCGGAACCGCUGGGCCUGUGGCGGCGUCUUCGCGCCUUCGCGCCUGGAGGGGGCUGCAGCGCCGCGGGCGCCUGAGGGGCCGAGCGGCCGCCAUGCAGGACCCAAAUGAAGAUACAGAAUGGAAUGAGAUUUUAAGAGACUUUGGCAUUCUUCCUCCAAAAGAAGAACCAAAAGAUGAAAUUGAAGAAAUGGUUCUACGUUUACAGAAAGAAGCCAUGGUUAAACCGUAUGAAAAGAUGACUCUCGCACAGCUGAAGGAGGCUGAAGAUGACUUUGAUGAGGAGGAUAUGCAAGCGAUUGAAGCAUACAGAGAAAAGCGGUUACAGGAAUGGAAAGCUCUUAAGAAAAAACAAAAAUUUGGAGAAUUAAGAGAAAUUUCUGGAAAUCAGUAUGUAAAUGAAGUCACAAAUGCAGAAAAAGAUGUGUGGGUUAUAAUUCAUCUAUACAGAUCAAGCAUCCCAAUGUGUUUGUUGGUUAACCAGCAUCUUAGUCUCCUAGCAAGAAAGUUUCCAGAAACGAAAUUUGUUAAAGCCAUCGUGAAUAGCUGUAUUCAACACUACCAUGACAAUUGUUUACCAACAAUCUUUGUUUAUAAAAAUGGUCAGAUAGAAGGCAAAUUCAUUGGAAUUAUAGAAUGUGGAGGGAUAAAUCUCAAGCUAGAAGAACUUGAAUGGAAGCUAGCAGAAGUUGGAGCAAUACAGACUGAUUUGGAAGCAAACCCCAAAAAAGGCAUUGUAGAUAUGAUGAUGUCUUCAAUUAGAAACACUUCCAUUUAUGAUGACAGUAAUAGUUCCAACAGUGAUAAUGAUACCAAAUAGAAAUAUUUGGUAAAUAUCAUCA
Oryctolagus cuniculus (rabbit) is the source of this 936-nucleotide messenger RNA. It is a transcript of the gene PDCL2, whose product is annotated as phosducin like 2. Gene Ontology annotation, cellular component: cytoplasm. The record is from RefSeq and is a predicted model, not a curated record. Gene Ontology annotation, biological process: protein folding. Lineage: Eukaryota; Metazoa; Chordata; Mammalia; Lagomorpha; Leporidae.